AUGGCUGCGGCCGCGGUUUCGACAUGCUUCCCCGGAAGCUGGGCAGAAGGCGCAUAUGGUUGGAGAACAGCUCGGCAAUCGACGACUGGGUGGGAUGAGGACGACGUGCGCGUCCGCUUGCGCAUGAUUGCGCGCGCAUGGGAAUUUGCACUGCGAAAUGCUCAGACGUCAUACCAUCAGCGACCCCUCAGAACCACGUUUGACAUAUCGAGCCCGUUGACAGCACCAGAAUGCGGCCCGCGAUGGUCGCGACACUUUACCCCGCCACCCGAAGCAUCUGAAUCAUCAGAACAAGUAAUGGACCCUACACAUUCUGGCGCUUCUGCAAGUCGACGACCCUCCGAUUUUUCAUUCUUCGUCCGACCUCAGACCUCGAAGGCUGAAACCAGGGAGAAACGUGGCAGCGAUGCGAUAUUCCGGGAUCCAUCUCACGACUUUUUGAUCGAUUUUGGUUCAGAAGAAGGCUUCAUGCAGGCCGCAAAGAAGAAGAAGAAGGCGCCGGCCAAGGCUCCUGCGAAUAACAACACGAACAACAACAAUGAUGACGAUCCAAAGAAAGAGGAUGAAGGUGCUGGCGACGGAGGUGACCAGGGAAGUGGCGAUGCGCCCAAAGGUGAUGGUGCAGCAGGCGACGGUGACGGCGGCGACAAAGAGAAAGAAACACCACCGGCGGAGGACCCACCGGCGGAGGACGAUUGGGGUUUCGCGACUGCCAAAUCCAAGAAGAAGGGCAAAAAGGGCAUCUCUGACGAACCCCCUACGAUUCCGGCAUCAAAUAUGGACGCUUUUGACGAGAUCAAGUUAGACGACUCGGGCGGCGGCGGCGGCAGCGGCACGCUAGACGCCGAUUCCGGUUCUACAGACAACAAGUCAAGUUCGGGCGGAUGGGGAUCAGGUUGGGGUGCAGGGAUUGGGAGCGGCUGGGGUUGGUCUGGGGCUAGCAAAACUACAGCCGCAACAACCCCUGCUGAGGCCAAGGAAGAGAUCGGAUCAAAUCCCUGGGGUCUGAGCACGUCAAAAUCUAAAAAGAAGGGCAGCGCCUUGGGCUUUAGUUUCGGCGAAGAGGAGAAACCAGCAGAACCGGAACCAGAACCGGAACCCGCUCCUAAAGAAGAAGAGAAAAAGGAUGACCCAUGGGGCGCAUUCUCUACCACGACGUCCAAGAAGGACAAGAAGAAGAAGAAAGCGAACAUCUGGGAUCCCCUGCCAGAAGAGGAGAAGAAAGAGGAACCGCCAAAGGAAGACACUCCAGCAGACGAUCCAUGGGGUUCAUGGGGUGGUACUACGACCAAAAAGAAGGGCAAGAAGGAUGAGCCCACGCCUGAGCCUGAGCCACCCAAAGAACCGGAACCGGAGCCUGAGCCGGAGAAAAAGGAUGACCCUUGGGGCUUUAGUACACCCCUCUCCAAGACCGAAAAGAAGAAGAAGAAGAAGGGUCUUCUCGCUGACCCAGAGCCUGAACCGGAACCGCCCAAAGAGGAGAAGAAGCAGGACGAUAUCUGGGACUCGUGGGGUUUCGGCAAGAAGAAGAAGGACGAGCCAGCACCGGAGCCUGAGCCUGAACCUGUCCCAGAACCGGCGCCUGAUCCGCCAGCAGCGGCAAAUGAUCCUUGGAGCUGGGGUUCAUCAGCGACCAAAAAGGACAAGAAAAAGAAGAAGGGUCUUCUGGCCGACCCAGAACCUCCCAAAGAACCUGAUCCUCCUCCAGAACCCGAACCAGAACCAGUCCCGGAACCGGAGCCGGAGCCGGAGCCGGAGCCAGAGCCGCCGAAGGUCGAAGUAGAUCCAUUCGCUGGAUUGACUAAGUCGCAGAAGAAGAAGAAGAAGGCCGAGAUGGCAGCGGCGGCCGCAGCCGCAGCCGAGGCUGAAGCUGCGAAAGAGCUGGAUCCACCCCCAGAACCCGAACCGGUGCCUGAACCUCCGCCUCCUGCGCCUGAGCCCGAACCCGAGCCGGAAAAGAAGAGCGAUCCCUGGGGGUUUACUACUUUGUCCAAAACGGAGAAAAAGAAAAAGAAAAAGGGACUUCUUGCUGAACCCGAGCCUCCAAAGGAACCCGAGCCCGAGCCUGAGCCCGAGCCUGAACCAGAGCCUGAACCAGAGCCUGAACCGGCGGAAGAAGGCUUUUGGGCCAGCCUGGGAACUUCAAAGAAGGACAAGAAGAAGAAAAAGGACAAGGCAGAGCCGGAGCCAGAGCCCAUUCCCGAACCAGUCCCUGAGCCUCCGGUGGCCGAGCCUGAACCGGAACCUGAGCCACCAGCAGAGAGCGACUGGACCUUCGGUCUUUCUAAGAAGGACAAGAAGAAGAAGAAGAGCAAAUCAGCCGAUUCCGAACCCGAACCCGUUCCUGAGCCGGCGCCUGACCCGCCAGUUGAGGAACCCAAGACUGAGCCUGCCGCCGAUGACUGGGCCGACUGGGGCCAGAAAAAGGACAAGAAGAAGAAGAAGAAGGGCGAUGACAUGGCUCUGGUUGAAUUUGGCGGAGAAGAAGAAGCCGCACCCGCUGAGGAGGCUCCUCCCGCCGUGCCAGACGUGUCGGAAUCACUGGGUGGCGAAGGCUUCUUUAGCUCCUGGUUUACUGGUAAAAAGAAGAAGAGUGAUGACGCCGACGCUUCUAUGAGGCCAGAUGCCAUUGAAGAACCGGCAGAUGACACCUGGGCGCUAUCCUCUUCUAAGAAGAAGAAAGAUAAGUCAAAAAACGAGCCUGUGGAGGUCAUGGAUGAGGAGCCAAGCAUGGAUUCCAUGCAGCCUGACUCGGUUGAGGAAACUAAAGACAAGGCAGAUGAUGAUGACUGGGCUGCCUGGGGUUCCUCAAAGAAGAAGAACAAGAACCGUAAGGACAUACUCGCCGACCCUCCACCGCCAGCUCCCACCCCUCCCACAAUGGACUUGACUGAGCCUGAAGCAGACCCUGAACCAGAGAAAGAGAAAUCCAGCUUCUGGGGCGACUUGACUUCUUCCAAAUCCAAAUCCAAGGACAAGGACAAGGAUAAGGAGAAGUCUAAAAAGGAGCCUAAACUGAGCGAGAAGGAGCUAAAGAAGCUCGAAAAGGAGAAGAAGAAAGCCGAGAAGGAAGAGGCAGCGCGGAAGGCUCAAGAAGAAGAAGAAGCAGCGGCAGCUGCCGCCGAACAGGCUGCCAAAGAGGAGGAGGAACGUCUCGCUCGAGAAGCUGAAGAAGCCGCCGCUGCCGAGGCUGCCGAAGCCGCCGAGAAAGCUCGAAUCGAGGAAGAAGAAGCCGCGAAAGCUGCAGUCGAGGCCGCUCGCAUUGCCGAAGAAGACGAACAAUUCGCGGCUUUGGAGGCCAAGAAGCUUAAGAAAGGCAAAUUGACCAAGAAGGAUCAGGCAGUCUACGAUAGACUGAAGGAAGCUGUGGAUCAACGCGCCGCCGACCAAGCAACUGCGGAAGCCGAGGCUGAAGCUGCCGCCGCCGCCGCCGAAGCUGAAGCUGAAGCUGAAGCUGAAGCCUCUCGCAUAGCAGAGGAGGAACGGCUUGCUAAAGAAGCCGAAGAAGCUGCAGCCAAAGAAGCAGAGGAGCAGGCGGCUCGGGAACGAGAAGAAGCCGAGGAAGUGGCUAAGAAAUCUAAGAAAAGCUCCAAGUUGGAGAAAGAAUCCAAGUCCAAGUCCAAAUCUAAAGAAAAAGAAAAGGAGAAGGAGAAGAAAGAGAAGGAUAAGAAGAAGGAUAAGAAGGACAAGAAAGGAAAGGAUAAGGACAAGGAGGAAGAAGAGGAGGAGCCGCAAGAAGUCCCGCCAGAGGUCAACGAGGAUAUCGACAAGGACGACGACCUGGGCGACAUCGAGCUCACCGAAGAGCAAGUGGAGGAGCUUCUGGCCGAUCCUACAUCGCCGCCGCCGCCACCAGUCCCAGAGUCCAAGGCAGCCAAUGAUGCGUUUAGCUUUUGGGGACUUGGUAUGAAGAAAUCGUCUAAGAAAGAAGGUGCGAACUUCGGCUGGAAUGACACGAGUACCUCAUCCGCCAUAAACAACGAUGCCCCGACCUGGACGCAACCGUCUCCGGCUCGUAAGGCUAUGGGAAGCAAGAUUGCUGACAGAUUAAAAGCAUUUCAACCGCCGUCACCGCCGCCGCCUGAGGACGAACCCGCGCCCGUUGUCGAAGAGGAACCACCUGCAGAGGAGCCCGUCCCGGAGGAACCCGUACCCGAGGACCCUGUACCUGAGGAGCCCCCGUCGCCGCCCGUGGCCCUGUCGAAGGAAGAAAGAAAACGACUCAAGAAGGAAAAGAAGCGCGCUGAGGCUGAGGCUGCUGCUGCUGCCGAAGCUGCUGCUGCUGCGCCGCCGCCCCCGCCGCCUGCGCCCGAAGAGCCACCUUUGGUUGAUGGUGAGGAAGUAGCUGACGAAAACAAAUCAUCUGAACCUCCAGGCGCGUUCCCUGCCGAUGAGGAUGAAAACGACAUCAUUGAAGUGAUUGAGAUGCCGGUUGAGAAAAAGAAGAAGAAGAGCAAGAAGAACAAGGAGAGGAACAUUCUCGCUGAGGACAUACCUCCACCGCCGGCUCCGCCACCACCCCCAGCUGUCCCGGAGGCGCCUGCCCCUGACGAGCCCGCUGAUGAACCCGCUGAAGACCUUGCUGAAGAGCCUGUUGCCGAGGAGAUCAUUUCACCUCCUCCCGAACCAAGGUCUUCUAGGAAGGAACGUACCAAGAUUAGCCGUGAAGGAUCGACUUCAUGGGGGAUGUGGUCAGCUUCGGCCUCUCACGAUAAGGAUAGAGAGAGAGACCGCGACCGGGAUCGCGACAGAGAAAGGAAGUCCAAGUCCAAGUCUGAAAGGCGUGAGAGGAAACACGCCUCUGCCGAAAAAGAAGAACGGAAGAGUUCUUCCAAGGGCUCAAGCUCCGACAAGGCCGAUCGCGCCGAGAAGGAUAUGGAGACGCCAGCGCCGGCACGCCCGAAGCUAAUGUCCAUGUUCAGUACCCCACCAAUUUCCCGAUCUGCCGACACUCGGGAUCGGCGGCAUGGAUCCGGCCGGCCGUCCCGUCGUCACUCGCUUGAUGUUACUGGCUUAGUGUCACCUCCUCCGGAAGAGGCACCACCUAUCUCCUCAAAGGCUGCCAAAGUUCUUGGCGUUGACAAGUCCAGCAGUCGGCGACGCAGGCGUGCCCCUACAGAAGACGAAGACAUCGUUAUGGUGGGGGCCAAUGGGGAUGGAGAAGACAUGAACCCUCCCAAGUCGUCUCGUCGGCGCUCUAAAUAUCCCAAGGAAGAUGACAUCGUCAUGGUCGAUACCGACGGCCCCGCCGAGCCACCCCCCAUGAAGCGGUCCAAUUCCAGCGCCAAGAAGGGCCUUGGGGGACUAUUUAGCGGUCUCAGAACGCCCAAGCAGGACCGCCCAGAACCACCACGACGGCGACACACGUAUGCCACUGACGACGAGGCUAGACGUGAACGCCGCAGAGGGGCUGCUGUUGAAGCCGAAGAGGCGGAGCCCGUAACCAUGCCGGAUAUGGACCAAGAAGCCCGCCGCGCUGCUCGUCGAGCUCGUCGAGCAGCUCGAGAAGCUGAGGCUGCUGGAGUUGCUGAUCAAGAUGGUGAUGAGGCACGUCGUGCGAAGGACGAGGCAAGACGUGAACGUCGUCGCCGACGUGAAGAGGAGGAUGCCGAAACACGUCGACGAGAAGAGAGGGAGGCCCGACGCGCAGAACGACGAGCAGCUCGUCAACGCGAGGAUGAAGAGCGCAGGGCGGCAGACGAAAAGGAGGCUGAACGAGCCGAGCGGCGACGGCGUCGAAAGGAACGCGAAGCUGCUGCUGCCGCUGCAGAAGCCGACGCAGAGGCGAGGCGAGCAGCCCGAGAGGAACGUCGUCGUGCCCGUGAGAUGCGUGAAGCAGCACCAGUCGACGAGGAAGAGGCUCGCAGAGCCAGACGAGAAGCAAGGCGUGCUGCUCGUGCCGCCGCAGAAGCGACCGAUGGCGAAGAGGUCCGUCAUCGCAGCAGCCGCAGGCGAUCCACCCGCGAAUCAGGCGAUGAGGCCGUGUACUCGUCACGUCACAGAUACCGGCGUGACGAGGAAACAAAGCCGGCUUGGCCUCACUCCGGGACCUCUUCGUGGGUCAAGGAACACUCCGACGCGGGUCCACCCCCGGAAGACGGCGGACAAACUGAUGCCGUGCCUCAGACGGAGGACGAAGCCGCUCGCCGUGAGCGACGAGAACGACGUCGCCGGGCCCGGUACGAAGAGGGCACUGCCGACGAAGCUGACGAUCGCCGCCGUAAAGCUCGACGCGAGGAGCGUGAGAGGCGAUACGGAGGCAGUGGUGGCGGUGGCGGCGGCGGCUCAGAAGGUAGUGACGAACGCCGCCGACAAGCCAUGUUCUCGGAUGCGACACCUCGCAGCAGCUGGUGGCGGAAGCUGACCGGAUGA
Colletotrichum truncatum is the source of this 6372-nucleotide messenger RNA. RefSeq lists its product as uncharacterized. Lineage: Eukaryota; Fungi; Ascomycota; Sordariomycetes; Glomerellales; Glomerellaceae. Gene Ontology annotation, molecular function: microtubule plus-end binding. The record is from RefSeq and is a predicted model, not a curated record. Gene Ontology annotation, biological process: cytoplasmic microtubule organization. Gene Ontology annotation, cellular component: nucleus; cell cortex; microtubule plus-end.